Messenger RNA from Bombyx mori (domestic silkworm), 1814 nucleotides. RefSeq names its product tetra-peptide repeat homeobox protein 1. The transcript is spliced from 4 exons. NCBI's taxonomy places the organism in Eukaryota, Metazoa, Arthropoda, Insecta, Lepidoptera, Bombycidae. The record is from RefSeq and is a predicted model, not a curated record. The coding region runs from base 83 to 838 and encodes 251 amino acids.
CACAUAUACCCACUGACUUCUCCCCGUGUUACACGGUCAGCUACCAAGAGUGAAAUAGUUACCACUACCAAUAUAAAGAAAAAUGAAGGCUUUCAUUGCAGUUCUUUUCGUGGUUGCCUCGGUUCUGGGCGACCCUGAACCCAGUAAAACCAUUCAGAAGCGCAGCGGACACCUGGGUCACUAUGCUGAUCUUUACGGCCACGGGUUGAGCUCGGGCAUCGCUGUCCAUGCUGGCCCAGCUUUCGGCGCCCACGGAUUAGCCGGCCCAGCCAUUGCUGGUCAUGCCAUUGCUGGUCAUGCUAUUGCUGGUCCUGCUAUCGCCGGUCCUGCUAUCGCUGGUCCUGCUAUCGCUGGUCCUUAUGGCGCCGGUGUGAUCGCCGCCGAGGGUGCCGGAGGAGCUAUUAUUGGAGCUAAUGUGCACACCACUAUAACUAGACACGUCGGAGUACCCGUUCCAGCUCCGUACCCUGUUGCCGUCGACAGACCUGUGCCAUACCCAGUCAGAGUUGGCGUACCUUACCCCGUGGACCGCCCCUACGCCGUACCCGUCCCCAGACCUUACCCAGUAGCCGUUGAGAAGCACGUCGCCGUACCAGUCGACAGGCCCGUACCGGUACCCGUACCCCAUGCAGUACCGGUACCCGUGGUCAAACAAGUUGGAGUACCAGUCCCCGCUCCGUACCCAGUGGCGGUACCCAGGCCUGUUGCCGUACCAGUACCCGCUCCAGUGGCUGUACCUUAUGUGAAAUCCGUCAUCGGCGCCCACGCACACUUGGGCAGCGCAAUCGGACACGAUAUUCACUCGCACGGCUUCCUCGCACACAAACACGGAUGGUAAAGAAUGAAUCACUUCGCUCGAUUGAUUGAAUCCGUAUCAAAGGGUACGUAAAUGGGAACAGUUGCAAUGCGGGUGCAUUGUGGGAUGGCUUGCAAAAGCAAAUUUAGCCUUUUGAGUAUUCCGAACCACAACUCUGAUAGUUUUUGGUGUACAUACAAUCGAGUGAUAAAUAAAUGAUUCUUUUUUUUUUUUGUAAAUGGCAUCGCAUGGGUUCUCUGUAUGUUAGUCAAAUAAAUAUAUGUGAUUUAAUUUUAAGUUAGUUUUAAGGGGUGCGAGAUUAUAACUCUAUGUGAAUUGUUAAUGGACGUUUCGAUGUUUUUAAACCAUUUACAUAAAGUUUAAGGGGUGCGUUCACAUUUUGAUAUAAAGUGCAAUAAAUGCCCAAAAUACGUCACGUAUUUCGAUUCGUAGGAAUACCAAAUAGAGUUCGUAUUCGCAAUAUUUGCAUCACUAUUAUCUCAUAAUUUUCAAUACUUUUGUAUAUAACUUAUAAAUGCUUAGAUACACUAAAUUACUGUUUAUGAUACCUAAAUUCUCUAUUUGAGAAAAAAAGCCAUCCUUUUUUUUUUAAUUUUGUGAUCACUAGCGUUAUUUCGAUUCUAAAAAUCACAUAGGUACUACAUUUACUAAAAUUAUCGUCCAUAGUAGAAUAUAGUACUAACAUUUUCUUUUAUCCAAAAAUAUAUUCAAUUUAAUGGCAACAUAAAGAAUUUGAUUAAAUAAAUAUAUAAAAAGAUAAAAAACACUAAUGUGGUAUUGCUACGAAUUGAAACGAUUUCGGGACACAGAUUGAUUGAUAUUUCGUGUGAUCUCUUGGAGUUAUUUUGUUUUCGUAUCUCGAAUCUGCACCGUUGUAUAUUGUAGUCUGUAUCUCAACUGAACAAGGUUUAAUUUCAGCCGCGGUCGACUAAAAACUAUUGAUUGAGCUACCGAACAUUUUGUACGAUUUUUUGUAAUAAAACAUCUUGUAAAUACA